CCACUCAGAGAGACCGGCUGCAUUUCCCUCUGUAGGAAUGUUUGUGUUUGUGGCGCUCUGACCAAUGGACAGAGGGGUGCUUUGCUUCAGGGGGGGAGAAAAGAGAGAGAGAGAGAAAGGGAGGAGGAAGAAGGAGAGAGAAAGAGUCAGCAGAGAUCUCUGGCUGUUUGAGGACUGGGGACAGGGAGGACUAGCACAGUUUGACCUUGAGGAGGCAUCAGACUGCUGAAAUCCCAGAGAGACUGAGAACUGCGAGGGGAAGGAGUAAGGAGAGAAGGAGAGAAGGAGAGGAGACAGCCACCGGGUUGUCCUGUCUGUUUAUGGUUAAACUAUAGAGAUGGCACAAUUAAUAUUAAGCGGAGCUAAGUGGCUUCAAGAGGAUAAAUAAAGGCUAAUGUCUGCUGGGCCUCUGUGGAUUUUUUUUACCGGUCAUGGCUCAUCUCUGCAGAAAAGGUUUGUCAGAAUGAUACCAAAGUACACGCACCUCCGCCGUCGCAAAGAGUUUGUGUGAGUGAAGUUAUGGAGGCGGUCUUGUUGGGUCUAGACGAGGCCGGUUGCACUCGGCAGGCUUUGCUGUGGACUCUCACCUCAACUGCCCUCCGUCGUCUCCGCGUGCACGUCAGGAACUUUCCUGCACCCCUGCAUCUGUUACACACACACAGGUGUGUUUCAAGGCCACUCUACCAGAUGACAGAGGGAAGGCGAUGUCAGGUCCAUCUCCUGGAUGACAGGAAGCUGGAGCUCCUUGUACAGCCCAAGCUGAUGGCUAAGGACCUGCUGGACCUUGUGGCCUCUCACUUCAACCUCAAGGAGAAGGAGUACUUUGGCAUUGCAUACACAGACGAAACGGGCCAUUUUAGUUGGCUGCAGUUGGAUCGCAGGGUAUUAGAACACGAGUUCCCCAAGAAGUCUGGCCCCAUCAUGCUCUACUUUUGUGUCAGGUUCUACAUCGAGAGUAUAUCCUAUCUGAAGGAUAAUGCCACUAUUGAGCUAUUUUUUCUUAAUGCCAAGUCCAUCAUCUACAAGGAGCUCAUUGAAGUGGACAGCGAUGUCGUCUUUGAGUUGGCUUCCUAUAUUCUCCAAGAGGCUAAAGGUGAUUUCACCAGUAAUGAUGCAACCAGGUCUGACCUAAAAAAGCUGCCUGCGCUGCCCACCCAGGCCCUAAAGGAGCACCCAUCUCUGGCCUACUGUGAAGAGCGGGUCAUAGAGCAUUACAAGAAGCUCAAUGGGCAGUCUAGAGGACAAGCUAUUGUUAAUUAUAUGAGCAUUGUGGAGUCCCUGCCCACAUAUGGAGUACAUUACUAUGGUGUAAAGGACAAGCAGGGGAUACCGUGGUGGUUGGGUCUGAGCUAUAAAGGCAUCUUUCAGUAUGACCACCAGGACAAAAUUAAACCUCGAAAGGUGUUCCAAUGGAGGCAGUUGGAGAACCUCUACUUCAGAGAGAAGAAGUUUUCAGUGGAAGUUCAUGACCCCAGAAGUAGGGCGUCUGUGACCAGAAGGACAUUUGGUCACAGUGGCAUCGCUGUGCAUACUUGGUACGCCUGUCCCGCACUCAUCAAGUCCAUUUGGGCCAUGGCCAUCAGCCAACACCAGUUCUACCUGGACCGCAAGCAAAGCAAGUCUAAGAUCCACGCUGCGCGGAGUUUGAGUGAGAUCGCUAUAGACCUUACAGAAACAGGAACUCUGAAGACCUCAAAACUGGCCAACAUGGGCAGCAAAGGCAAGAUCAUCAGCGGUAGCAGUGGCAGUCUGCUCUCCUCAGGUUCUCAGGAAUCUGACAGCUCCCAGACUGCUAAGAAGGACAUGCUGGCAGCCCUGAGGGCCAGGCAGGAAGCUCUGGAGGAAACGCUAAAGAAGAGACUAGAGGAACUCAAGAGCAUCUGCAUCCGAGAGGCGGAACUGACAGGAAAGCUUCCCAAGGAAUAUCCUUUGGAUCCGGGAGAGGAGGCACCCACAGUGAGAAGGAAGAUUGGUACUGCUUUUAAGCUGGAUGAGCAGAAAAUUCUUCCGAAGGGAGAGGAGGAAGAACUGGAGCGUUUGGAGCGGGAGUUUGCCAUCCAGUCCCAGAUCACCGAGGCCGCCAGGCGCCUUGCCAGCGAUCCUCACGUGAGCAGCAAGAAGCUGAAGAAGCAGAGGAAGACGUCUUAUCUGAACGCACUGAAGAAGCUCCAGGAAAUUGAGAACUCUAUCAACGAGCACCGGGUCCGCUCUGGCAAGAAGCCAACACAGAGGGCGUCUCUUAUCAUAGAAGAAGCCAAUAUCGGUUCUGAAGACAGUUCAUUGUCCGAUGCACUUGUCUUGGAUGAUGAUGAUUCUCAAGUUACAGGUACCCCUACCUUCUCGCCGGUAGCAUCGCCUCACAAGGGUCUCCCUCCUCGACCACCAUCUCACUGUCGGCCUCCUCCACCACAGUCCCUGGACGGCCUGCGACACCUGCACUACACGCGCUCUGAUUACGAUAAAUCACCCAUCAAACCCAAGAUGUGGAGUGAAUCAUCGCUGGAUGAGCCUUAUGAAAAAGUCAAGAAACGCUCUUCUCACUCCAGUCACAGGCGCUUCCCAAGCUCUGGCAGUGCAGAAGCAGGGGGGAGUAACUCACUGCAGAGCAGUCCCAUCAGAAGCCUCCCUCACUGGAAUUCUCAGUCCAGCAUGCCAUCGACCCCAGACCUGAAGACCAGGACCACACACUACGUACAUUCCACAAGAUCAGUGGACAUCAGUCCCACCCGUCUGCACAGCCUCGCUCAGCACUUUAGGAACCGCAGCUCAAGCCUUGAGUCUCAGGGCAAACUGUUGGUGCCCGACCCUGACGCACACCUGCACACUUUGGGCACACUGGGCAGCCCUGAAUUCUUCUUGGGCCCAGGACGUGGCUCAAAUGGAUCUGACCCACUGGAUGACUGCUCAUCCUGCACCAGCCAAAGCAGCUCAGAGCAUUACUACCCUGGUGGACCCCCAGGAAGCAACCCCAACUACUCCACUCUGGGAGAGGACUCACCCUCCAAAGCCAGGCAGAGACAGAGGCAAAGGCACAGGUCUGCAGGUCACCUGGGUUCCUCUAACUCUGGCUCCAUGCCAAACCUGGCGGCUAAGAACGGCUCUGUUGGAGGCUCAGGAGGAGGUGUGAUGGGAGGGGGACACCACGGGGUCUACCUUCACAGUCAGAGCCAGCCCUCCUCCCAGUACCGCAUUAAGGAGUACCCGCUAUACGUGGAGGGCAGCCCAAACCCAGUGGUGGUGCGCAGCCUGGAGAGCGAUCAGGAGGGCCAUUACAGCGUGAAGGCUCAGUUCAAGACCUCAAGCUCCUACACGGCUGGGGGACUGUACAAAGAGGCCUGGGGGGGAGAGGAGGGCGGCGAGGGGAGCGGCAGACUAACGCCGUCGCGCUCUCAGAUCGUACGGACUCCGUCACUGGGGCGGGAGGGUGGUGGAGGUGGAGUAGGGGGGAGGGUAGCAGUGUCUGAAGAGCUGCGGUGUUGGUACCAAAGGUCCUCAGGAAGCCUGAAGGAGAGGAGUCACUCGGGGUCUACUUCCUCCGAGACAGGGUCACAGCAAGGCACCUUGGGACAUGGUCGAGGGAGUAGAGUAGGAACACUUGCCAAGGGCUCACCAGCUGCAUCCCCUCACAGCCAGAGGAGUAUGACACCCUCCAGCGAACACGCAGCCACGCCCACACCCCCCUGCAGCCCACAGCACAUCCUCAACUGGCAGAGCGGAGGGACAGCAGACAGCUCUCCUACUGUGGACGUCUGUCAGUCUCCCCCUCAGCCCAGCUCUGAUGCAUAGAGGUCUUUCAGUGACAGCUGUUUUCUCAGCAGCCCCCUGUGUUCAGAGCUGGCAGAUGUGCAGUGGUAUGGACAUGACAAGGCUAAACCCGGAACCCUGGUCUGAGACCUUUCCUGAAGGGCCCAGAAAAGGGCCUUUUGCCCUCUCCUACUGCGUCUCCACUGUCCCUCACCACUACUCAUUGACAACUGACAACCUCAUCCUUAAAGCCCUACAAAAAAAACCCUAUCCUGACUGGACUGGAGGACUGGACAUGAGCCUCCCUCCUCCCUUAACCCUUGCGUCCUCCAUCCAUCUCACCACCUCUUUAUUAAGCCCCUUUCUCCACAGCUCAGCUGGACAGGGACACACACUCGCUGAGCUCUGAGGAGGGCUGACUUCACAAGACAGACUGAGAAGUACCACCUCAGCUGUCAGACUGAUCCUUGCAGCACCACAGAGCCCCCUUCUUCACUCACUCUCAGCACACACGCAAACAACAAGAAAGAGCGACGGGAAGAGAGAGAGCACAGAGAAAUAUAAAUCAUACAAAUCAACUGAACCCGACAUCGGUCGUGCUAUGAUCAUAUCUCAGUUUUGGUCCCUCGUUGAUCUCAUUGAUUGACGCCAGUGCACUGCCACCCAAUCAGAGGAUACCUGCUGGAUUUGAGCCACCAGUUUAAAAAAAUAUAUAUUUCAAGGCCCAAAUGAACUGUGUUGGAUUCCAUUAUUAUCAUUAAUGUUGUUUGUUCUUCUUUGUUUAUUCAUCCCUGCAUAUUUAUAAGAAGAGAAGAUGACAAAAAACUAUUGAAAAAACAAAAGAAAUCACCCAACGUUAGAGAUGACAAAAUUCAACUCCUCUCAGUUCAACCCACAACCAAAGACACCUACUGGAUUAACCGGUCGGUCCAACAGGGUCCCUGGGCUGGUACUCUCUCCAAAAGGGAUGGCAUCAGGAUGGUUUCGCGGGACUCCUUCUGGGAUAUUAAACGAGGACUACAGCAAUAACAAAGAACACAAGCUGGAUUGAAACUACAGAGUGUGUUGAAGCGACUCUUUGCCUUUGUUCUCAGACUUGUGAGGUCUGGAGUAACCAUGAGGAUCAUUUAGAGUUGUCAUUGGGGUUGACAUUAACCUAUGCUCAUUUCAGUGAAUUCAUCAUACAUGUUUAUUUAAUGUCACUGGACAAGUUUUCUCUGUCCCACAACAGUCUGGUUUUUCCACUUUGUAUUUGUACAGAGCCGGAGUAAGGGAGGGUUUCGGUCGAGGUGAAAAAGUCAUUUUAAGUGUUACUGUGGCCAGUCAAAUAUACAGUUUUAAUUUGGGAGUAUUUGUGAUAUAAGAAAUUGUGAUUCUAUUUUCAAUCCUGAGAGGAGAAGCUGACAUUUCCAGUAACAUCCAUUCCUUUUUGUUUGAUGAUUUUUACCUUCUCAUGGCUUUCUCCUCUGGUCUUUGCUCUUCACCAGUUCUCACCAUGCUGAGUAUCAGUCAGCACCCCUCGUAGCACUGUGGUUUCCUCAUCUGUUCUCAUGACUGAACACCUACAAUUUAAACUUAAAAUGCUGGCUCGGACACACAGGACAGUGACCACACCUCACAUUAAUUAUGAGCAUGCGGGAGUGCAAGUUUUUCAGUGCCAAACAUGUUGGUGCUUUACAUUUGUACUGUUUUUCAUCACAGGAAACAGAGACUCCAUUUAGAUUCAUACUCCUUCAAAUCACAAUGAUUAGCCCCCCCUCAGUCUGCAGACGUUUCUAAAAGAAGAGAGAAGCCCCUGAAAAGACUGCUCUAGGAUUAUUCAAACGUUCUUUUAAGAGCACAACAUCAAAAGUGUGUAUGGGGCUUGGGCCUACAAUUAGAGUGUGCACAUUUCCCAACGUCGAUAUUUUGAUUCAUUUGUUGUGACAAAGUGUGUGAGGGGGAACUGCAAACAUUAGACAGAGGUGAAACAUUUUUUUUUUUUAAAUACUUAUAAAAAGAAGUACAGGUACUUUUUUUCUCAGUCAUCACAGUCAAAAAAUCAAAUGUUAAGAUCAGGUUUGAAAAAGCACAUCUGAUAUGUAUGAAGGAAGAACUCUGCAUGUGUUGGCUGUGCCUGAAUCAUUCCCCCCCCCCCCCCCCCCCCUCCAUUCACCCCUUAACUAGAGUUUGUGUUGAGAACUGUCGCGUCAUUGUUGCAAUAAACCUGAAUCAACACAGUUUUAAUUUAAGAGAACAGAUUGUACAUCUCAUAGUAAAGCAGAUUUUUUUUUUUAUCUUAUAGCCCUUUAUGUCUGGUGAAAUGGUGUUACAAUCAGUGUGGCAAUUGUGUUUCCCUAAUGCCGUCACAUCAGUCGUUACGAUCUACCAUUAUCUGGUCUAUUUAAUUAAGAUGACAGUUCUUAACUGCAUGAGUUUCACACCAACACCCUGUACCAAAUCAAUCAAUCUUUUAACCAGGAUUUGAAACCAGCACUCUCUGGUUACUGUGUUGUAGGGAAAAAAAAUUACAAUACUGUUAUUCAAGCGGCCAAUCAGAGUGCAAGUUUGUCCCUGCUUCGCUCUGUCAAAGUGUCUCCUCAUGAAGACGUAAUCCUGUGCAUGCCCCUGCAGCUCCACUGACAAAUAAAGACCCCAAAGAUAUUCAGCGUCUUACUUUCAUGAGCACGUUUCUCUCCAUAGUGCCCCCCCACCCCUCCCAAAAGAAGUCCUGUUAUAACUUUGUGGUAAUCUCUGACCUCUGAGCCCAAUGUGAAGAAGUGUGACGCCCCCCCUCUCCUCUGUAGCUCCAAAACGUACCAGAUCUCCUGUGCUCCAUAGAAAUGUAUGAGGUUUUUUUGUAACACUCCUAAGAGAAAUAAAACUAACUCUUUUAUCAGUUUCUACCUGUAUGUACGGAGGGGCGCUGUAAGGUUUUUGUCGGGUUUUUAACAUUCACAAUUCAUUGUUUUAACAAUGUGUCAUUUUAUAUGAACAAGUAUUUGUUUUUAAUAUUAUUUUUGUUCUGACAUAACAAACCCCUUUCAGGUGCUACAAAAAAGACCAGUUACUGCUUUGUCGCGUAGGAUCUUUAGUCACCUCUUCAUUGAUUUUCAAUAGAUUCAAUACCAGAUGUGCGAGAUGACGCUUAUUUUAACAGACAGAAAUCAUAGUUGGAACACUUCCCCUACCAGACAAUAGAGCAUGUAACAUGAUUUUAUCAGUUUCUGUUCAACUGUAACAAUGCAUUAAAGGUGUUGUAGAAAAAUAAGUGGAAUUGAUUGACAAAAAAAAAAAAAGAAACUGAAUUCCACAGUUAAUUUAUUCUUUUUUCUAUUAAAAAUUUGUAUAGUAACUUUACAUUUUUCAAAAAGUGUGUUGUUGGAAAUUGAUGCUGAAUUUUCAAGAUGAGAAGCCGUGAUGGUUCUUCAGAAUAAGAAAAAUAAAUUAUUGAUGAAUGUUCUCAA
Labrus bergylta (ballan wrasse) is the source of this 7190-nucleotide messenger RNA. Lineage: Eukaryota; Metazoa; Chordata; Actinopteri; Labriformes; Labridae. The record is from RefSeq and is a predicted model, not a curated record.